Lathyrus oleraceus (garden pea) is the source of this 2170-nucleotide messenger RNA. RefSeq lists its product as uncharacterized. Lineage: Eukaryota; Viridiplantae; Streptophyta; Magnoliopsida; Fabales; Fabaceae. Bases 567 to 1817 code for a protein of 416 amino acids. The record is from RefSeq and is a predicted model, not a curated record. The transcript is spliced from 6 exons.
UUCCAUAACACCGAUUACGCGAUUAGAGUGACAAGUGAAUUUGCCUACUGACAAGUCAGUGAGAGUCAAACGCGUGACGGCGCGUCGCUUUGCAGUCAAUACUAUAAAUAGGGCGAAAUGCCAUUUCGAUCUUUUGGUUCUUGGUUUUGUCUUACUUCUUCUGCAAGUUUUUUUCCUCUUCUUUCUUCUCAUUUUCUUUCCCCCCAAAAUCAUUUUCUCGUGAAAAUCCAUCGCCAGAGAAAAUGUUUCGUUUGCAUUUUUCUUCUCUUCCUCCACCGCCACCUCAACCUCCCAACGCCAUUAUCGUUGCCGUCACGGUUGCUAUUCUUCUUUUUGCCGUAAAUCUCCGAUGAUAUAGAUAUACAUUUUCACUACAUUCUUGAUUUUAGGGUUUAGAACCUUCUUCUAGAUCUUUAGGGUUUAGUAGCUUCUUCUUGAUCUUGAUUCAUCUACAGUACGUAGUUCUUGCUUUUGUAAAGUGUAUUCCAACUUUCUUUGCUUCAAGAAUAAUAUACCGAUUCUUAGAACGAUUCUUGCAUUUUGUGAGUGAGAAUUUUGCCGAGAAAAUGAGUAAGGAAGAUCGAUAUGCACCACUCUUAGCACCCUCUGCUUCCGAUGUUUACAUCGAAGAUCCUAACAAAAGUUCAAGAAUAUCAUACACUAGAAGCUUUCUUCUCUCUUUGGCUAAAGCUGGUGGUUACAGAACGCUGAAAUUAUCAAAGGAGAUUCAGUUUGCAAUGUCUUGUGUGUACGAAGGUUCACUUGAUCUCCUACCCUCACCUUAUAGUGAACUAGAUUCUGUUUGUCAGAAAGUUUCUGCUUCUAAGGUUCUGGAUAAUGUCAAUCUACUGCAUAAGAGUAGUAAACCAUAUCUGCCUCCGUGUCGCAACAAGGCACUAUCUUCUUCAAGUGGAGACAGCAAUGGCUCACUAAAGAGUGACAUAUCUGGAUCUUCUGACUGUACAAAUCAGGAAGUGCAAGCAGAACUAGAAAAACGUCGAAAUGUUUCUCCUGUAAAAUUUGCAAAUUGUGAUGAGCUUUGGGAGUCUUAUGUGUAUCUUGAACCUCCAAUGAUCCAUGAUGUCCAAAUUCAACUGGAUUCAGAAUUUAAAUCUUCCAAUACCAGCUUUGAAGACUCUUCAAGUUCUAUCUCUGGUUUUACUUUUCCUGAUGAGGACAGUUUAAUUACAUAUGACGGACCUUUCUCUUUCUCGAACCUUGAAGUGAAAAUUCUGCCUAGUAUUGAUAGUUUCAUGUCUUCCCCUGAAAACAAUCUGAUUGAAGAUGAUUUGGAUAGUCCAACUUUUGAUAUGAUCAAGAAUCUUGUGGAAUCUGUACUCGAUGGUGAUGAUGCUGAUUACGAUGACGAUUAUUAUAAUUUUGAUAAUGAUAAUUCCUGUAUGGAUGAUAUUAGGGUGGAGCUGGUCCAGCAUGGAGCUAGAGUUGCUAAACUAAAGCUUUCUUACGAGCCGUUUCAUUCAAAUCAGUUGAUUCUAGGAAGGGAUCCAUUCUCUCUGUCUUCCCACUCUUGCACAUGCGGCAAAAUUUAUGAUCAUGGGCUUAGAAGGUUUGGUUUUGGAGCUGAUGAAUCAAUGUUCCAACAGGACAUAAUGCCAUCACUUGAGGUGCCUUCAUGGAAGGAGAAGACAAACCUAAUGCAGAAUUGUUUUGAGUAUCAGGGUCCGGGAUAUGACUGUUCUGUAAAGGGAGUUCCUGAUUCUCAUGGUGAUGGUGAUGGCAUAUUCAAUCAAGCAGUAGUUGAUAGUUUCAAAGACAGGAAACUCGGAGCAAGUCAGUUUGCCGGAGAAUUCUACUAGUUGCAGACUUUCCACCAUGAUUAGCAGUUGUUGAUAUUAGAUAUAGGAAUAUUAGCAUGAAGAAUAGAUAGUCCUUUGCUUUAACUUUUCAAAUUUUCCUGUGAAACAGCCAUGAAUGCUCUGAAGCUGCUUUAAUAGAUCUCUCUUAGCUAGUAUAUAAAAAAAACAAAAAUAGUUAGCUCCUACUUACUACUCUGUUUCUGUUUGUUUGGAUAAUGCGUUUUUUUGGCCAUUUUUUAGAUAAUGUUUUUGCUUGUUUUAGACUUUGAUUAGUUUCUGGUAGCCUCUGAGAAGAUUUGUAAUAAGAAUAAGGAACUACACUUUGUUCUGAAUGAUGUUCAGUCUUUAUUUUA